Molecule: messenger RNA, 267 nt
Organism: Ogataea philodendri
Lineage: Eukaryota; Fungi; Ascomycota; Pichiomycetes; Pichiales; Pichiaceae
Exons: 1
Coding region: 1-267 (88 amino acids)
Molecular function (GO): protein binding
Source: RefSeq, a predicted model, not a curated record
AUGUUCCCGAAACUGAUCAAACGGUCAAUUUCGCACGAUUCUCAAGCUACCAGUCUCGCUUCUUCUUCGGACAGAUCUUUUGACAGUUCUACCGAAGCCGAUAUUUAUUCGUCUCUGGAGUCCCUUGAGGAUCCUUCCAACGCGUUCGAGAAACUGCCCCAAGGAUGGAACGUCCGCUACGAUCCCGUCCUGCAGUUGUAUUACUAUGUCAAUUUCGACAAACAGAUUUCGCAGUUUGACAGUCCACUCGAGGUGGUCAAACAUUAA